AUGGAUUCCAAGCCAGACACAGCUGCUCGUGCCAUAGUGUCUCGUGGGCCACUUUCAGAAGGACAAUGGGCUAUUGAACCAGUGACUCUGAAGCCAUUGAAAGAAAAUGAACUGAAGAUUCAGGUGUUAUCUGUUGGUGUUUGUCAUACAGACUUGACUGUCGGGAACACACCUAGGGAAUACGGAGCAUACCCGGGAGUAUUAGGCCAUGAAGGUUGUGGGAUUGUUCUCGACGUCGGACCAAAAGUGAAAGUCGCCAAGGUUGGUGACCGAGUUCUACUCUCGUUCCGUUUCUGCAAGGAUUGCUUCUUUUGCAAGAACGGUCAUCCAUCUUACUGUUCCAUGUUUACUCCAUUAAACAUGGGCUUUGGUGACUAUCCCAGAGAGUUUGCUACUGGUACAGAUGGGGCUUCAGUGAAGGGCUUCUUUUUCGGCCAGUCAAGCUUUUCUGAAGUCACGAUCGUAUCUGAAACGUCUGUCAUAAACAUGUCCGGGUAUGUUGAUACAGAUGAGGAGCUGAAGCUGCUGGCGCCCCUAGGGUGCGGUAUGCAAACAGGCGCCGGGGCUGUCAUGCAGCUUCAGAGUCUGGAUGAGGAUGACUCCAUUGCAAUCUUUGGCCUCGGCGCUGUAGGUUUCUCAGCUGUUGCGGCUGCAAAACACAGAGGUGUCAAAACCAUCAUCGUUAUUGAUCUAGUUCAGAGUCGACUUGAUUUGGCAAAAUCCUUUGGAGCAACACAUGCUUUAAAUCCUUCUUUGCUCAAGGACAAGUUGACGUCCACCGUGAAAGGAAUCACAGGGGGCUUAGGGACUUCUGUAACGAUCGACGCAACUGGAAAUGUGAACGUCAUCAAGCAGGCAAUAAAUAUCACGAGGAACCAAGGCGAGAUAUGCAUGCUGGGUGUUCCACCGCCAGGAACCAUCCUUGAUAUCGAUAUCACAUCUUUUCUUGGCUCAGGAAAGAAGUUGUUUGGAUCCGUGGAGGGAGGUGUCGUUCCAUCUGAGGUAUAA
Messenger RNA from Pestalotiopsis fici W106-1, 1008 nucleotides. RefSeq lists its product as uncharacterized. Lineage: Eukaryota; Fungi; Ascomycota; Sordariomycetes; Amphisphaeriales; Sporocadaceae. The record is from RefSeq and is a predicted model, not a curated record. Gene Ontology annotation, molecular function: zinc ion binding; oxidoreductase activity. The coding region runs from base 1 to 1008 and encodes 335 amino acids. The transcript has 4 exons.